CGAAUUUUGGGCCUCGCUUGUAAUCUCGGAAGGAUGGGCAAAGCCCAAGAAGUGGCCCUCACCUCCCAGGAGCCGGGGGAGCGGCUGCCCUUGCUGGCCCAAGCGGCUCCGCCAGCCAAGAUCUACCUGAGCCAGGAGGAAGUGGUGCUGCAGGCCGGUUCUGGCCCGUGGGCCGGCCUCCGCAAGGCCCUCUUUGGCCUCCUGGGGGCGCUCUUUGGCGGCAUGCUCCUCAUGGCAAUCCUGCUGCUGGUGACCAUGCCACGGCCAAAGCCAGCUCUGGCUUGGUGGCAGAGGGCCUCCUUCUAUCACCUGCCCAAGGCUGCCUUCCCGGACUCCGACGGCGAUGGCCAGGGAGACCUGGGAGGUGUGAGGGACCAUCUCGACCAGCUGUUGGAGCUGCCCGUCCACGGCCUUGUCUUGGGCUCCAUCUUUGGAGGUGACGUUGCCAACCUAAGCCAUGUCCAUCCUGCCCACGGCUCUUUGGGACACUGGCAAGCGCUUCUGCGUGAUGCCCGCAAGAGAGAGAUCCGAAUACUCCUCGAAUUCCCCGUCUGUGAAGAAGAGAUGGAUCCAGUGGCAGAGCCCAACCAAACAAGGCAGCUCCUUAAGAGAGCAAUGGCGUUCUGGGACAGCGAAGGCAUGCAUGGAUUCCUGGUGAAGAAGGAGCCCACGCGUUGCCUGGAAAUGGUAUUGGAUGCCUGGGGCGAAUUGGACCAGGAGAUCCCACCGGUUCGGGGAGAGGAGAGGGUCCUGAUGGUUUGGGAUGAGAGUGAAGCCUGCAACAUCUCCCACAAGGUGCCCAGCAGGGUCAUCCUCACUUGCCAUAUUCCGAGCUCCGGGAAGAACUUGACCUCUCAGGCCAUCGUCCAGCGAAUGGAGAGGAUUUUGGGUAACCCAGGCGCACCGUGGCCCAGCUGGAUGGUGCCGCAGAGUCUACUAGUGGAUAAUAAUUUGGGGCAAAUGUUGGGGGUCCUGCUUCUCACCUUGCCAGGAGUCCCUUUAUUGCCAGGAGGAAAGGGUUCCCCAAUUCAUCUGGAGAGAGACCCCAUGAACGGAAACACCAACGGGCACCCAUUGGCGAAUGUCUACCGCUCUCUCCUGGCCCUGCGAGCGAAUUCCUCCCCUCUUCGUGGAACUGGUUUUGCUCCGCUGACCCUCGCUGACCCCUCCGUGAACGUCUUGUCCUUCAUUCGGCCGGGGUCCUGUUCCGGCAUCCUGGUGGUCCUCAACCUGGGGUCGUACCCCUUCCAGCUGCGCCUGGAGCAACUGGGCAUCCCGGCCCCAGCCAAGAUCCUCUUUAACACUGCCUUGGUGUCCCAAACAGAGGUCAACAUGGAGGUGGUCAAGGUGGCACCCGGCCAAGCCGUCCUUCUCCGAGUGCCAAGAGGAUUGGGACAGUGACCGCUACUGGAAGCAAGGGGAACCCUCAUUGGCUGUGCUGUCGCCCAAUGGCAGAGUGACUCUUUCCCUAUUGGUUGUGUUAGUCUCAAUCUUAACCAAUGGCAGAGUAAUUCCUUUCCUAUUGGCCAUCACAGAUUCAAUCUUAGCCAAUGGCAGAGCAACUCUUUCCCUAUUGGUUGUUGAAGACUCAGUCUUAACCAAUGGUAAAGCUACUCCUUUCCUAUUGGUUAUUGCAAACUCAAUCUUAGCCAAUGGUAAAGCUACUCCUUUCCUAUUGGUUAUCGCAGACUCAAUCUUAGCCCAUGGCAGCGCAACUCCUUCCCUAUUGGUUGUCACAGACUCAGUCUUAACCAAUAGUAAAGCUACUCUUCCCUAUUGGCUGUCACAGAUUCAAUCUUAGCCAAUGGCAGAGCAACCCCUUUCUUAUUGGUUGUCACAGACUCAGUCUUAACCAAUGGCAAAGCUACUCCUUCCCUAUUGGCUGUCGCAGAUUCACUCUUAGCCAAUGGCAGAGCAACUCCUUCCCUAUUGGCUGUCACAGACUCAGUCUUAACCAGUGGCAAAGCUACUCCACCCUAUUGGCUGUUGCAGAAUCACUCUCAACCAAUGGUAAACCUACUCC
Messenger RNA from Anolis sagrei ordinatus, 2023 nucleotides. Lineage: Eukaryota; Metazoa; Chordata; Lepidosauria; Squamata; Anolidae. The record is from RefSeq and is a predicted model, not a curated record.